Messenger RNA from Oreochromis aureus, 651 nucleotides. Its product is annotated as ribonuclease inhibitor-like. Lineage: Eukaryota; Metazoa; Chordata; Actinopteri; Cichliformes; Cichlidae. The record is from RefSeq and is a predicted model, not a curated record. The annotation marks the transcript as partial. Gene Ontology annotation, molecular function: protein binding. The transcript is spliced from 5 exons.
AUGGGAAGGCGACGCACGAAAGGCAAGCAGGAGGAAAAGAAAUGCGUGCAAGCCAGCAUAGUGGGAGGCGAUGCAAUCCACAGCAGGGCAGGGGUGUCCCUCUGCCUGCAUCUGGCGGUGUUACGACGGAGGCCGUGUUCAGCCUCCUCUAAAAGCACUCUGUGUGGGGAACAUGAGAGCCAGACCAAAGCUCAGAGGAAGAAACGAGGAACUAAAUGCAAACAUGAACCUGAACCCAGCUCUGUGUCCUUACAGAGUGACACGUCUAAAGGUCUUCCCAUUCAUUUUAAAGUCCAGCCUGUGUCUGCUGCAGAGAGACUGAGUCUCUGUAACCUGUCAGAGAGAAGUUGUGAAGCUCUGUCCUCAGGUCUCAGCUCUCAGUCCUCUAAUCUGAGAGAGCUAGACCUGAGUAACAAUGACCUGCAGGAUUCAGGUGUGAAGUUUCUGUCUGAAGGACUGAAGAAUCCACACUGUAAACUGGAAACUCUCAGUCUGUCAGGCUGUCUGAUCACAGAGGAAGGUUGUACUUCUCUGGCCGCAGCUCUGAGCUCCAACCCCUCCCAUCUGAGAGAGCUGGACCUGAGCUACAAUCAUCCAGGUGACUCAGGAAUGAAGCUGCUGUCGGCUGGACUGAAGGAUCCAGGCUGGAGA